GCCGGGACACGGCUGUACCAGGAAGAGAAAUGCGUUUAACGCAAAAUCCGUAUUCGAGUGUUAUGUAGAUAACAGCUUCGACAGCGUGAAAUAUCACAGCAUUACUGCAUGGAUGGAGAGAAUUGGCGUUGGCGACUAAACUGGUCUUCGUCUUAAAUUUGGGGAAAACGGUAGCGAUGGAGCUAACCAGCUGCUUUCAACCCCGGAAGUUUUGUGUAGCCUUGUAGCCAGUUAGCUUUGAACUUGCUUCACUGGUUCUACUAAACGUUUCUCUUUCCUUAUGAUGAGGUGGCACGCGUGUCAGUUUUGCGUACCGUCACCCAGCCAGCUGUCUCUUCCGUAUUUUGGUAAAUGAAUAACAUAAUGAUGUUUGGACAUUGUAGCUAGUGGUCAUGGCUGGCUGUCCAGCUUCUUUACAGGCCACUUAAUAGCCUGAGAGCAGAGGCGCGUUUCAGUCCUCUGAUGCUUUCCACGAAUCGACACCAAUUUGCCUACUGUCUUUAGUUCAGGUGGCUACAGACACAAUGAGUUCCAAAUUCAGCUUAAUCAACUAUAACUCCCGAAAGCACAUCUCCAUCUCUAUACCCUCCUCCACUGAGGCGAUGUCCCCGCAUAUCAAAUCCGUAGAGGAGCUCAGAGUGCUAGGGGUGAACCUGAGCAGUUUCAACAUUCCCACACAGUUCUUCAUCUGCGUGACAGGAGUGUUUCUCUUUUACCUCAUGUAUGGGUACCUUCAGGAGCUUAUUUUCUCAGUAGAGGGUUUUAAACCCUUUGGCUGGUACCUUACUCUGGUUCAGUUUGGGUUCUAUUCCAUGUUUGGCCUGAUAGAGCUGCAGCUUACUCAGGACAAGAGGAGAAGGAUCCCAGGAAAGACAUACAUGAUCAUAGCAUUUCUAACAGUCGGGACCAUGGGCCUCUCCAAUACAUCACUGGGAUACUUGAACUACCCAACGCAAGUCAUCUUCAAAUGCUGCAAACUCAUUCCAGUUAUGAUUGGAGGAGUUUUCAUACAAGGGAAACGGCACAAUUUUGCAGACGUGAUAGCUGCUCUGUGCAUGAGUCUUGGCCUCGUCUGGUUUACUCUGGCCGACAGCAAGGUUGCCCCAAACUUCAAUGUGACAGGGGUUAUCCUUAUCUCCCUGGCACUUUGUGCUGAUGCUGCUAUUGGAAAUGUGCAGGAAAAAGCCAUGAAGCUGCACAAUGGAUCAAACUCAGAAAUGGUGUUGUAUUCCUAUUCUAUUGGGUUCGUGUACAUUCUGCUGGGCCUUCUGUGUAUGGGAGGGCUGGGACCUGCUGUGGCCUUCUGUGCUCAGAAUCCAGUGACCACAUAUGGCUAUGCGUUCUUCUUUUCUUUGACGGGUUACUUUGGCAUCUCCUUUGUUCUGGCUUUGAUAAAGCUUUUUGGUGCUCUAGUUGCAGUCACAGUGACCACAGGAAGAAAGGCCAUGACGAUUGUCUUGUCUUUUUUGUUCUUCUCUAAACCUUUCACUUUUCAGUAUGUGUGGGGAGGCCUAUUGGUGGUCUUUGGGAUCUUCCUUAAUGUCUACAGCAAAAACAAGGAAAAAAUGAAGCUUCCUCCACUGGCAGAGUUAUGGAAACGAGUGCUCAGCAGCAGGAAAGGCCGAUUGCUCUCUCAGACUGUGUAAAUUACUGACCUCUGACCAAACUUUAUGGCCUUUUCCACCCAGUUACACCAGUGUUGUGGGAACAGUCAGACCUCCACACAUUUAACAAGGACUUGAUAACAUGAAGUCUGGCGAAGUUGGCUGACUGGAGAGGACUCGGACUGUGUAGCAGCAGAAGUGUUACUAAUCAUGUGCGAACUGGAGUUUGAUGAAAAGGAAUCAUUAUCAUUUGUUUUUCACCUGAGUGUGCCACUAGCUGAUGGCAUCUUUUCUCACAAAAGUUUGUCAUUUUCUAUUCUCUUUUUUUCUGUUCUUUUUUUCAUCUGGGAUUGAACAAUAUAACUGCAAGUAUCAUUACUUUUUCUUUAAAAGGCUGAUGUUUGACAGUGUAUGUCAACUGCCAUAUUUGCUAUCCAUUUAUUUGGUGAAAGGGUAGCUCUUUUUACAUUAAAAACAAACAGAGAAGUUUA
This is a messenger RNA of Ictalurus punctatus (channel catfish), 2095 nucleotides long. It is a transcript of the gene slc35b3, whose product is annotated as solute carrier family 35 member B3. Gene Ontology annotation, biological process: transmembrane transport. The coding region runs from base 525 to 1646 and encodes 373 amino acids. The record is from RefSeq and is a predicted model, not a curated record. Lineage: Eukaryota; Metazoa; Chordata; Actinopteri; Siluriformes; Ictaluridae. The transcript has 10 exons. Gene Ontology annotation, molecular function: 3'-phosphoadenosine 5'-phosphosulfate transmembrane transporter activity. Gene Ontology annotation, cellular component: endoplasmic reticulum membrane; Golgi membrane.